This is a messenger RNA of Anopheles gambiae (African malaria mosquito), 927 nucleotides long. RefSeq names its product nose resistant to fluoxetine protein 6-like. The transcript is spliced from 4 exons. The record is from RefSeq and is a predicted model, not a curated record. Bases 291 to 923 code for a protein of 210 amino acids. NCBI's taxonomy places the organism in Eukaryota, Metazoa, Arthropoda, Insecta, Diptera, Culicidae.
AUCGGCGCUCCACUGUACGAAAAUAAUUUUCAAUGUUUAAAUGUUCUUACUUCAAUUGCCGUUUUUCUUAUUGGUAAUUAUGUUAAUCAAAUUAUAUGUGAAGCAAGAAAUAAUGGUGUUUAUCAAGUUUUAUCUGAUUUGAUUUUUGCUAGAUAGUAAAAGGCAUAUUAUUUAUUGAAAAUUUGAAGUCAGCAUCACCGAUUUCACACUUUUUUCCAUUGGGAAUACGAGGUGAUACUCAUGCUGAGUGAAGUACGCAAUGGUAAUAGGAAAGAGAAAAAAAGAAACAAAUGAAAAUCGGAUGGUACAUCAGCACACUGUCCAUUGCCGUGGCGUUCUUCGGACCGGCCCCGAUGGGCUCGAUGCACUACGUGUACAAUCCGCUGCACGCCGCGAGCUACGCAGCGUUCUCGCCGAUAGCGUGGUGUCUCUUUUUUGCCUGGACCGUCUUCACCGCCCACCUGGGCUAUCGAAACUGGGUGAUAGACUUUUUCUCGUGGCGUGGGUUCCGCAUCACCACCAGAAUAUCGUACGCUAUCUACCUGACGCAGUUUCCCAUCUUCUUCUACAACGUUGGCAGAACGCGGUCGCCACAGUAUUUCGAGUUCUGGCCAGCCGUUAUCUUCAACACUAACGAGUACCUGGUCGUGUUUCUCUCAUCCUUCCUGCUGACGGUCCUGUUCGAGACACCGUUCAUCAACGUGAAGAAGCUACUGUUCAGUAACAACCGACACGCGAAGCAGGCGGCAGGCGGCGGCGAUGGCAGCACAAGCGCCACUGAACCAUUGGCAGCGCAUCCUGCAAAACUUGACGCAGCACCGGGUAGUAGUGCUGGAGGAGUAUGUCCCGGCAUGAUGGACGAGAAUGAAAAUAGUCGAUCUAAUGGGUAUUUUGAGUGUGACAAGAGUAAAUUAAAUUGUUAGGCAG